Adineta ricciae is the source of this 4155-nucleotide messenger RNA. The record is from the annotation of a GenBank genome assembly. Lineage: Eukaryota; Metazoa; Rotifera; Eurotatoria; Adinetida; Adinetidae.
AUGUUUCCACCUUCGCCAACUCCAAUGUUUCCGUCUUCGUCAUCCUCGGAUGUACUGCCUCCACUCAUGUCAUUACCAGAUACCACUUCUACACCAUCACCACCAACUGUUCCACCAUCUUCCAUUUCGGAGUCAGUGUCGGAUGGUGCUGCCUCCCAUGUUUCUGCUUUUCAUCCAUCCAAACCCUUUCUUCUUUAUGCUACUUUAUUCGUUAAUAAUACACUCUUACAUACUCUUAUCGAUACUGGUGCUUCUGCUACUUGUGUUAAUUUACAAGUACUUCAACAGCUUUCCAAUGUUCGUUAUGCUGAUCGUCAAUCUCGUUCUUUUCUUUUAGCCGAUGGAGUUUUGCCGCUUAGUAGUACUGGUCUCGUUGAACUUUCUAUGAACAUUAACAAUGCUUGUAUUUCUUUUUAUGCACUCACUGCCGAGAAACUUUGCGUUGAUCUUAUCCUUGGCAUGGAUUUUAUGAUUGCCUUUCAUGCCAUUAUCGAUAUCCAUUCGCAGCAACUCUCAAUUAACGUUGCUAAUCAACGUAUUAUUAUUCCUGUUGAUGAUCCGUUACGUCGUCCACUCGUUCCAAUUCGUGCUGCUCGAUUUACCUGUAUUCCUCCUCAAUCAAGUGUCGAUGUUAUGAUUUCGUGUCCUAUUUCUUGUUUAUCGGCAUAUUUUCUUCCGGCUUCUACGUUUUUUACUCAUUCGUCUUUGUCCUGUUCGCAGCUUACCAUUCAAGUUCAACAUCAUUAUUCCUCUCUUCGGGUGUUGAACCACUCAUCUCUACCACACGAGAUCCCUCGGCAUUUCUGUUUGGGUUAUUUACUUAGCCAUCAGGCGCAGCUUCCAUCUUAUAUCGAUCAACUUUCGGUUCUCUGCCGUCGUCAAAAUGAAAAGAAGAACGCGCAACUUUUUCCUGCUAUAGUUGUUUCCACUGAAUCUCCUUCAUUCGGCUCAUUACCUUCUCCAUCGAUUGCCGAUCUUCCUGCGCCGUUACCUACAUCUGCAUCUCCUUCAUUAUGCUCAUUACCUUCUCCAUUGCUUGCCGAUCUUUCUGCAAUGUUGCCUACACCUGAAUUACCGCAACCUAUGGCAGCGUUGGUUCAUCAUUUAGUUGAUCCUUAUCGUAAACGUCAAUUUUCUCUUCUUCUAAACCGGUAUACUCCUCUUUUUGACAAUUCGCGCCAUAAUAUUUCUGAUAUUGUCAUUGAAAAUGUCUUUAAUACCGUUCCACAUACGCCUCCGGCUUUUCGGCCUCAUCGUAAUCCACACACUCGCGAAGAGACUCGGCGCCUUAUUGAUGAAUUUCUGGAAGCUGGUCUAAUUCGUGAAUCCAAUUCUCCUUAUGCGGCUCCCGCUUUCAUUGUGCCUCGUAAAGAUGAUCGUCCUGGUCGACUGGUGGUGGACUAUCGUGCGCUUAAUAGGAUCACUAUUCCUGAUGCUAGUCCUCUUCCUCAUGGAGAAGAUCUUUUACAAGAACUGGGCAAGGGAUAUACAUGUUUCAGUAAACUUGAUUUAAAGUCGGGCUACCAUCAAUUCCGUUUACCAUCUGUUGAUUGCGCUAAAACCGCCUUUGUUGUCUCUCAAGGUCAUUACGAAUAUUUAGUUCUUUCCAUGGGUCCACAGAAUGCGCCGGCCGCCUUUCAGAAAAUGAUGUCGCAAAUCAUGAAACCUUGUCGCGACUUUAGUAUUGUUUAUUUGGAUGAUAUUGUGUUGUUUUCAAAAACCUUCGAUGAGCAUCUACAUCAUUUGCAAUUGGUUUUUGAUGUUCUUUCAAAAGCAAAACUCGUUCUCAACGUUGUCAAAUGUGAAUUAGCUGUCGAAUCGGUGAUUGCUCUUGGUCAUAAAAUUACUGCGACAACUAUCACACCCACUGAUGAUGCUAUUCAGGAUAUUUUAGCGUUGACGGAACCUCGUACUCUUAAAGAAGCUAACAAGUUUUUGGGUGGCUUGGCUUAUUAUCGCAAAUUUGUUCCAGGUUUUGCUGAUAUUGCUGCACCGAUUCAUAAGGUAACCAAUCUUACGAAAUCUCGUCGACAUCUUUUUCAGUGGUCAUCUGAACAAUCCGCGGCUUUCCGUGCACUUAAACAAUUACUCACAUCUGCGCCUCUCUUUCUUCGCUUUCCUAUUGAGGGAUUUCCUCUUCAACUGGCUACUGAUGCUAGUGGGAUAGCUACUGGUGGUGUUUUAUAUCAAGAUAUUAAUGGUGAACGUCACAAUCUUUUUUAUCAUUCGAAACUUUUAUCGGUUGUUGAACAGAAAUAUUCGGUUCCGGAAAAGGAAGCGUUAGCCAUCUUUCUUUGUUUACAACGCAUGCGCACGCUCGUUCUAGGUCGUCCUGUUUAUAUUCAUACGGAUCAUUGUCCGAUUUGUGGUAUGCUUCAGAAACCUGUCAACAAUCGUCGUAUUGAACGUGUAGCUAAUUUAAUUCAAGAAUACCAAAUAGUCGAAAUGAAACACAUCGAUGGCAAAGCGAAUUGUCUCGCUGAUUUUCUUUCUCGUCCGUUUGAUGAUCCACUUUUUGAUCUUCCAUAUGGUCUUGAAAGUAAACUUCCCCUCGACGGUGCAUCUGAUAAUCCUCAAGGUGGUCAUUCGCUUCAACAAUUAUCAGCGAUGACUCUACGUCCUCGUUCAAAACCGAUUCCUCACCAUCCACCUGCUGUUGCUUCACGUGAGCUUUUUCUAUCCGAUGAUGAUCAUGAUUCCAUCAUGUCAGACGACGACCUCGGUUCCGUUACUUCUGCGAGGGGUCUCGAUUCGGACAACUACGCUACGGAUCUCGAUUCUGAUAUUUCUGCUACAGAUCUCGAUUUUGACCAUCCUGAUGAUCGUUCGAUUCACUCAUCGGCUUCGUCUACCUCGUCGGCAUUGUUUCUCUCUACCGUUCCGUCGCCGAAUACAUUCGAUGCAUCUCUGCUCCUAGAUGCUCAACAACGUGAUCCUGAUAUUAUUCGUAUCUGUCAUCAAUUGACUGAUUGUACUGCUCCAUCAUCUAUUACUUCUUCAUUUACACUUCAAAAUAAUAUUCUUCAUAAACUAGUUUCUCCUACUUCAUCAUCUACUAGUACAGUAGCUAUACCUUAUUUGCCGUCUUCAAUGAUUAAUUCUCUUCUCAUUGCUACUCACGAUGAUCCAUACCAAGGUGGUCAUUUUUCUGUGGACAAAAUGUAUUCUAAGCUCCGCUCUCGCUAUUGGUGGCCCCGUAUGCGUCACUCUAUUCAACAACAUGUCCGCGCUUGUGUUGCCUGUCAGCAAUACAAUUUUUCUCGCGAAAAGCCACCUGGAUAUCUUCAUCCUAUGGCACCUACAGCUGUUCCGUUUUCGAUUAUUGGUAUUGAUUAUUGUGGUCCUUUUGUGAUGUCUUCCAGCGAUAAUAAAUAUGUUCUCGUGGUUACUGAUCUAUUUACUCGAUUUGUCACUGCUGUGCCUUUGCCAGUGAAUACGGCUAAUAUCACUGCCGUUACUCUUUUUCGUCAUGUCUUUUGUAAGUAUGGUGUUUGUUCUACACUUAUUAGCGAUCAAGGUAGUCAUUUUAACAACCAUCUUAUGCGCGCUUUUCAACACCUUCUCGGUUAUCAUCAUAUUCUCAGUACUCCUUACCAUCCACAGUCGAAUGGUAUUGUCGAACGUUUCAAUGCGUCUAUGGUUAUUCAAAUUUCCAAGCUCCAUCAACAACAUCACAAUAAUUGGGAUGCUUACUUGGAUGCUGUCGUCUUUGCUUACAAUACUUCUCAACAUAAAACUACGAAAUUUUCGCCGUUUGAACUUUUGUUCGGUCGUUCUCCUCAACUUCCGAUUGAUGAUCCACCGCGUGAAUUUUCUUUUGAUCGCCCUAACGAUUGUUUUGUUCAUCUUCAAAGGGUACUUGAUGUCUACCAUCAACAGGCCAAAGCCAAUAUUCUCUCUCAGCAAUCUUCCAGUAAAAUUCGGUAUGAUCAUCGUCGUAGGGAUCCUCAUUAUAAAGUGGGUGAUCCUGUUUUCACAAAGAUCUUCACUUCUCGUACGAAACUUGAUCCGCGUUACUCUGCUGAUCCUCAAAUCAUCAUUGAUCUUCAUCAUCCCACAUACACUGUUCGUAAUUUAACUACUGGUACUGAACGUUCUUAUCAUGUGUCUGAUUUACGUCCGGUACUUGUGGAUGUUGGUGAGAACUUGAUUUAA